CUAAGUUUUGCCGUUCAGUUACGGCCUAACGAACGUGCUCCAUAUACUCGGACCUACCUAAUUGUACAAAUUGAUAACAUAGUAAUAAUUAAAGGAUUAGGAUUAUAUUUAUUUUCCUUAUGAAAAACGGCAGUUAUUUUCGUGGGGCCUAAUAAUAUAGCCGACAAAACAAUAUCUUCAAGCAAGAUGAUAAUAUUGUUAGUUUUGGCAUUGUUGCCAUUCACCACGGCUCUUCAGAAUGGGUUGGCGCUCACGCCGCCCAUGGGUUGGCUGACCUGGCAGAGGUUCCGAUGCAUCACGAAUUGUCAGAAAUACCCUAGUGAAUGCAUAAGCGAGGAUCUUAUAAAGCGUACAGCAGACAUAAUGCUGAGCGAAGGUUACUUAGACGCUGGGUACAAUUACGUAGGUAUCGACGAUUGCUGGCUGGAGAAGACACGCGACAAGAGGAACAGGCUAGUCCCCGACCGGGAACGAUUCCCCAACGGUAUGAAAGCUAUCGGAGAUUAUCUUCAUAACAAAGGUUUUAAGUUCGCUCUAUACCAGGAUUACGGUAAUAAGACCUGUAUGGGUUACCCCGGAGUUCUUGGUUACGAGGCAAUUGACGUACAAACUUUCGCAGAGUGGGAUGUUGAUUAUAUAAAACUUGACGGAUGCUACGUUGAUAUUUCUAAAAUGGAUACGGGAUAUCCAUAUUUCGGAAAACUUAUGAACGAAUCCGGUCGUCCGAUGGUAUAUUCUUGCAGUUGGCCUGCUUAUCAGAAAAAGCCGGACUACGACUCGAUCGCAGAGCAUUGCAAUUUGUGGCGGAACUGGGACGACAUACAGGACUCCUGGAGCUCUCUCUCGUCUAUCAUGACCUGGUUUGCUGAGAACCAAGACACAAUUGCUCAAUACGCUGGCCCGGGGAGAUGGAAUGACCCAGACAUGUUGAUCAUAGGCAAUUUCGGAUUAUCAUUGGACCAGGCGAAAGUGCAAAUGGCUAUUUGGUCAAUACUGGCCGCCCCUCUAUUCAUGAGCGUUGAUCUGGCAACCAUUCGACCGGAGUUCAAGGAGAUUUUGCUGAACCGGGAUAUUAUUGCCAUAGACCAGGACUCGCUUGGCAAACAGGGGCUGAGGGUGUGGAAUAAAUCGAUGACUGAGAUAUGGAGCAGAGAGCUAUCAGACGGCUCGUAUGCGGUGGCUUUUGUGAACAGACGCGAUGACGGCACACCCACCGUUAUGAAGGCUUCUUUUGAAGUUAUGAAUUUACCAGAACAGACGUAUAAAGUACAGGAUCUGUAUAAAGAAGACGAGGACAGGUUUUUCGGACCAGAUGGAGAGUUCUAUACACGAGUGAAUCCGUCAGGUGUAAAAUACUUUAAGUUCGUACCAAAGAUAUCAAAUGACGUUGAAGAAAAAACCUACUUCACAAGCAGAAUCUAAAUAAGAUCUAAGUAUACUAAGCGAUAGAUUUGUGUUCAUAUAUGUUAGGUUAAAGGUUAUAUAGUUCGCACGCCGAAUGAUGGAUCCCUAUGACGUUUCAACUGACAGUUGUAUUAGUGAUGCGAAACAAUUUCAUAACAGUCAUAACCUAAAGUCGAUAACAGCUUGGCGACUUAAUUUAGAUGCAAAAGUUACGCCAUAUAAAUAAAGGUUAUAUAAAAAAAACAUACAUACAGCCGAACGUAGAACCUCCUCCUUUUUGGAAGUCGGUUAAUAAGCUAUUCCAGUGAAUAGAUAUUUCGAAUUCGUCAUAUAAGUUAUUAUUAUGUAUUUUAGGUAUAGUAAUAUAGUUUACUAAGAUUUA
Molecule: messenger RNA, 1786 nt
Organism: Bicyclus anynana (squinting bush brown)
Lineage: Eukaryota; Metazoa; Arthropoda; Insecta; Lepidoptera; Nymphalidae
Product: alpha-N-acetylgalactosaminidase
Exons: 10
Coding region: 187-1422 (411 amino acids)
Biological process (GO): glycoside catabolic process; glycosylceramide catabolic process; oligosaccharide metabolic process
Cellular component (GO): cytoplasm
Molecular function (GO): alpha-galactosidase activity
Source: RefSeq, a predicted model, not a curated record